Molecule: messenger RNA, 6696 nt
Organism: Myiozetetes cayanensis
Lineage: Eukaryota; Metazoa; Chordata; Aves; Passeriformes; Tyrannidae
Product: retinal guanylyl cyclase 2-like
Biological process (GO): protein phosphorylation; receptor guanylyl cyclase signaling pathway; cGMP biosynthetic process
Molecular function (GO): ATP binding; peptide receptor activity; guanylate cyclase activity
Source: RefSeq, a predicted model, not a curated record
UAAGAGUCUUUGCUAUGACUUGUCCUUGAAAAAUUUUUCAGGAAGUUUUAAAAUCAAAUGCACAUACAUACAUAUCGCUAAGUAUAUGAAUAUAAGGUCUAUGUAUGUGUGUGUGUGUAUUUUUUUCAUGUCCAGCUCUAAUUCAUAUUCAAAACUCACUGUGGAGUUUUGGCAAAAGUUGAUGGCUUAGUGUGUUUCACCUUUCUAUUUUCUUAUAUGGGUGUUUGUCUGUGUGAUUUUGAAAUUAUCCUUCUUAAGAACGAAAACCACAGUGUGUCCACAGGUUCUGCUUACUGCUGCAAACAAAGCAGACUCAUUCUUCACUGCCUGGUGUCAGAAUAUAUUGCAAAGCAUAUUAAAAUGUUUACACAAGUGUGCAUUUAAGGGUUACAGCCCGUCUGACACUGGUUGGACACUUUUCUGCGUGAUGAGGUGGGUUGUGUGGUGGAUGUCCACGUCUGUGCAUGGUUUUGGCUUCUCACAGACUUGCGCCUUGAGAACCGUUGUGCAAUUUUUGCUGACUCAGCUGUACCUACGUGCAGUGAACAAAUACGUACAUUGAAAGGCAAACGUAAUUUACUUUCCUUCCAGCAACUGGUAAUGCACUGCUUGACUUCCUCAAGAAUUUGGUGCAGAUCUACCCACCUGUAAAACAAUGUCAUUUCUCCUACGGUGCCCUAACAGCUUCUUCUGGGUGCUGUCGAGGCACAUUAGCUUGCAUCACCUCAACACUGGAAAUUCAUUCAAGACAUUUUUCUGGGCUCUCUGGUGGCUGCUGUUUGGAAUAAUCCUACUUUGCUCUCCAGUACAUUGUUCUGUCUUUAAAAUUGGACUGCUCGGACCCUGGAACUGUGACCCCCUCUUUUCCAAAGCCUUUCCCCACGUGGCUGCCAGGUUAGCUGUGGGACGAAUAAGCCAAGAUCCUUCACUAGAUCUUGGCCACAGGCUGGAUUAUGUGAUCCUGCAAGAAGAAUGUGAGGCACCAAGAGCUCUGGUUAGAUUCAUUGACUUUGAAAAGCUUUCAUCAGCUUUCAUAGGCCCUCUGAACCCUGGCUUCUGUGAGGUGGCUACACACUUAGGGGAAAACUGGAAUAAAGCUAUCUUCUCAUGGAUGUGCAUCAAUUAUAAACUGGAUUCCACCAUUCACCACCCUGCAUUUGCAAGGACUCUGCCCUCUCCAACCCAAGUUUUGUUUACAGUAAUGAAAUAUUUUAACUGGGCCCGUGUUGGCAUCAUUGCAUCCAGAGAGGAUAUUUGGAUGUACACAGCCAACGAGUUAGCAACUUCGCUCAGGAGCCAGGGGCUACCUGUAGGCAUUGUUACAUAUGUGCGUAAAGGAGAAAAAGGCAUUGAAGACACCUGGAACAAGAUUAAAGAAGUUAAUGACAUUAAAAUUAUAGUCCUGUGCAUGCAUUCUGUUCUCAUCGGAGGGGAGGAACAGGCCACCUUACUCACAAAAGCUCUGGAAAUGGGACUAGCAGAUGGAAGAUACAUCUUUGUUCCAUAUGACACUUUACUGUACAGUCUUCCUUAUCAAAACAACUCAUUCAAUAUCUUUGAUAAUGACAGCAGGCUUCGGGAAGCAUAUGAUGCUGUGCUGACUAUCACAUUGGAGUCUGGAGAAAGGACUUUCUAUGAUGCGUUCAGGGAAGCUAAAGAAAGUGGUGAAAUAAUGAGGGAUUUGGAAGCCACACAGGUUUCUCCACUCUUUGGAACAAUCUAUGAUGCUAUUUACUUCAUGGCAAUGGCUAUAGACAGUGCUCGGAGGAAAGGAGUCAGAACCUCUGGAGCUAACAUAGCUGAGCACACAAAAAACUUCAGUUUCCCUGGAUUUACUCACCAGAUAGAGACAGACAGCUGUGGGAAGGGGCUCAGCAACUAUGUAAUCCUGGACACAGAUGGUCAUGGGAACCAGCUUUUCCCAACCCACAUGCUGGACAUAUCUUCAGACUCCGUGCUGUCCCUAGGCCAGGCCAUCCACUUUCCCAAUGAAGUUCCACCCAAGCCAGACUCCAGCUGUUGGUUUGAUCCAGAUAUUCUCUGCACUGAAGGGAUUGAACCUGAAGUCAUUACGUUGGGAGUAAUGCUGAUAUUUGCCCUGGUGGUGUGUGCUGUGGGCCUGGCUUCUCUCAUCAGGCAGAGUAUCUUGAACAACCAGCUUUUCAAGGGUCCAAACAAGAUAAUAGUGACCUUGGAUGACCUCAUCUUCAUCAACCCAGAGUUACAUAGAAAGAGGCUGACCUUGGACAGUCUGACUGAUGCAAACAGCUUAGCAAUCAACAGCAGAAGCCUGAAAUCUGUAACCCGCUCCUCUUCCUUGAAAAGCACAGUUGCCACCCACGAAACCUCCAAUGUGGCUUUGUAUGAGGGAGACUGGGUGUGGCUGAAAAAAUUUGAGACCGGAGCAAUUCACAAUCUGCGGCAAAGCUCCACCAGCAUCUUAAGGAAGAUGAAAGAUCUGCGUCAUGAAAAUGUGAAUCUCUUCCUGGGCUUUUUCUCUGACUGUGGCAUCUUUGCCAUAGUGACAGAGUACUGCUCCCGAGGAAGCCUGGAGGACUUGCUGAGAAAUGAAGAUAUGAAACUAGACUGGAUGUUCAAGUCCUCUCUUGUGAUGGAUCUAAUUAAAGGAAUUAGAUAUUUGCAUCACCGAGAUUUUGCCCAUGGACGUCUCAAGUCUCGUAACUGUGUUGUGGAUGGCCGGUUUGUGCUGAAGAUCACCGACUACGGUUAUAAUGAGCUCUUAGAAGCACAGAAAUGCCCCUAUGUUCAGCCAUCCCCAGAAGAAUUGCUCUGGACAGCUCCUGAGUUACUGAGGGACCCAGACAUGCGCAGAAAAGGCACGUUCAAAGGAGACAUUUACAGCUUUGCCAUCAUCCUACAAGAAGUAGUUGCUCGGGGUCCACCAUACUGCACGUCAGAACUCUCAGCUGAAGAAAUCAUAAAGAAAGUGAAGAAACCCCCUCCUCUGUGCCGCCCAAACAUAGCCCCUGAGGUGGCCCCCCUGACGUGCCUCCAGGUAAUGAAGCAAUGCUGGGCUGAAGCCCCUGAAAGACGUCCAACCUUUGAGGAGGUAUUUCAUAAGUUCAAAACAAUCAACAAAGGGAAAAAGACUAAUAUCAUUGACUCAAUGCUCAGGAUGCUUGAGCAAUACUCAAGCAACCUGGAAGAUUUAAUCAGGGAGCGAACCGAAGAGCUCGAGAUUGAAAAACAGAAGACAGAAAAACUGCUGUCACAAAUGCUUCCCCCAUCAGUGGCAGAAGCCCUCAAGACUGGCGGCACUGUGGAACCGGAGUAUUUUGACCAGGUUACCAUCUACUUCAGUGACAUUGUGGGCUUCACAUCCAUUUCAGCCCUCAGUGAGCCCAUUGAAGUAGUUGACCUCCUGAAUGACCUUUACACGCUGUUUGAUGCUGUUCUUGGAAAUCAUGACGUUUACAAGGUGGAGACAAUUGGUGACGCCUACAUGGUUGCUUCAGGACUACCAAAACGGAAUGGGAACAAGCACGCGGCUGAGAUAGCCAACAUGUCCUUGGACAUCCUCAGCUCAGUAGGAACAUUCAAAAUGAGGCAUAUGCCAGACAUUCCCCUCAGGAUACGAAUCGGGCUGCACACAGGUCCUUGUGUGGCAGGUGUGGUGGGGCUGACUAUGCCACGGUACUGCCUCUUCGGAGACACGGUGAACACGGCGUCACGGAUGGAGUCCACGGGCCUGCCUUACAGAAUUCAUGUCAGCCAAAGUACAGUGGAUACGCUUCGGAGUCUGAAUGAAGGCUAUGAAAUCAUACCUAGAGGGAAAACAGAACUGAGGGGUAAAGGAGUAGAAGACACAUAUUGGCUGGUUGGGAAAAAAGGCUUUCUGAAGCCCUUACCUAAACCUCCUGAAUUAAAGCCAGGGUAUAGAGCUCAUGGGUUACUCCCGGAAGAAAUUGCAGAGUUCAAAAGGAGGAAAGCUGAAAAAGCCUUGGCAAAAGGGCCUAGAUCUGAGCCACAACUGGCCAGAUGUACUAACUAGGAAACUGAAAUCUGUCCUGAGGGACACAAGGAGAACACUAACAAAAGCAACCUUUAAAGAGCUGGGAAGCGUGAAGAAGCCUGAUACAAGUUUUGAAGAGGAUGACAUUUGAGAAGAGCACAGCAAAGAAUUAGUAAGAUCAGGACUGACACCUUGAAGCCAAUCCAACAGAGCUCACUCUCCAUUUAGUUCCCAACCACACAAAAGCAGUAGAAUUAAUGAAGCCUCUUGGCUCUUGCAGAGGGUGAACCUGAGCAGGCAGAUGAAUCUUGACCAUCUUCUCUUGUGAAACUGGGCACCAGCUCAGAGCUGUAUGUGUGCGCUUUUUUUUUGAGGGGGGUCUAUUGGGGAGGAAAAUGAUGCUAAUGAUGACAGUGAUGAUGCUCUUCCUGAGCAACUGUCACAAGGAUGAACUCAAAUAUUUUAACUCAGUCUGCGUGAUAGCACAAACAAGUCUGGCUGCUCUUGGGCCUGGAUUUGAACAAUAAUGCCAAGUGCUAAAAUGAUUUAACUGUUUUGCAUUAAAUAAUUGUUUUCCUGUUGUUGUAGGAAACUCUGGUUUCAUAAAAAUAAUUGCAAUUGAGAAAAAAUGUUUUGGACAAGAAAAAAUAUUUUUACACUCCCACAGGUGGAGAUUCUGAAGCAAAAUGUUUUGUUCCUGUAUGUCAAUUUAAGCUGAAAAAUUCUCUUUUAAAUUGACAUUUCAGCUGCAAGUGCCAAUUUAAUGCUAUUUUCAAACUGAAAUGCCAGUUUUGAAUUGAAACGGUUUGGUAUGAAUCAAUAUUUAUUUCAAAUGCCAAAAUGAGAUUCUGCUCAAAAUGUCAAAAUAUGUCAUCUUUGUAAAUCCAGAUCCAAUUGCAAAACAUCUUCUGCGUUUAUCCCAAAGCAAGAUGAAAACAGAAUGCCAAGAUAUUGCAAAACUGAAAUGCAGUUCCAUUAGCUGAGUAAUACUAAUAAAAUACACUUUUUUCCUGCAAAAGUGGGGCUGAUGGAACAAAGAGUACACCACUAAAGCAGUGCAAGGCCUAAAACCAAUCACGCUUUUUCCUUCCCAAUCUCCAAGUGUUCUCUAAGGCAUUUGUCUAUAAAGGAAGCCUCCCAGUGGUUAAAAAACUUUCUGUAAAGGGUCAAUAUUUGGCCUGUAGGCACUUCUCACAGAGCACACUUCAUCAAGGUCAAAUAAUUUUGGUGUUUGCCUCUUCUGGAUUUUUUAUUCCUGUUCAACAUCUGGCUUCUAAUAAAAUUCUGAGAAUUAUUAUGCUCUCUUCUUCAAGGCUGAAGAGAAGAGCAGGUAUGUUAAUUCAAGGAAUAGUACCACCAGAAGGUGCUCAUUGUGGACAGUGAGACCUUUCUCAGGCUCAGUUUGAACUCUUCUCAUCAGAACAACCUAAGCAGAUUUUUACCAUUCAGAUAAUAAAUAAGAGUCCACAGCCACUUGGCAAACAUUCCUUGGAUAUUGCAAAUAUCUUUAUGGAACAAGGUGAGUCAGAUAUCACAAAACUGAGGAACAUAGUAUUUUCUUUACUGUAUCAAGUAUAAAAUGUACACUGUCAAAGCAGGAGCUGUUUGGAGUAUAAACAUCUGAAAAGCAAAAUCAGAAGGGAAAUGCAUUAAUAUUAUUCAAUAAUGAGAUUUUACUCUGUGGCACUCUAUGGUUUUAUGAAAGAAGUUUUUGCUUAUUUCGUGAUGGGAGUAGAUAUUCAAGGUGGGAGAAGCUGGCCCUUGAAUGACAUCUGUUAAAAGGCUCAUACAACACUUGAGCUGUCAAAUAGGGUUAGGAAAGCUUUCACCUUCUGCCCUCUGCUCACCCUCUGUUCAAGAAUUCAUUCAGAAAUAAAGCCCUGUGGAAGAGACGUGGGCAGGGAAUCCUGACACAAUAUACCUCAGUAUACAGUUCCAGGGGGGUACAUUAUCUGGGUUGGUUUGUACAAAUUUUGAGUUUAAAAUCAAACAAUUUCUCCAUAAUUCAUGUCUUUUCCAUUAUUUUCCCACGUACAAAACAUUUUCAGGUGCUGUCCUGCUACAUAGCACAGCGGGUAAACCAACCUGAAUGUUCCAUCUGAAGAUGACUGAAACAAGAGGAUUUCAAUCCAUCCUUCUGUACAGUUUUUUUUCUUCAGCCUGUAGUCUUCUAAAAUAAACAACAUUCUUUGAAUUUAUUUUAGAAAAUAAGAUAGUAAAUCUGUGGGAAAGGGUAGAAGAGAAGCAAAGUUCUAUUAACUGAUGACUUUAGUAAUCCCAGGAUAAUUCUUAAUUCUCUUUGAAGCCAGUGGUAUUUUUUUUUCCUCUUAAUUUCAACAGGAAGAGGCGAAGGACUCAUCCCUGAGUGUGACCGUCUCUACUGUUAGAAAUCCAUGAAACAUAUUUAUAUUUUUCUGACAUUAUUCUGUUUAGAUAGAUUUAGGUUCACUCAUGAGAUUUCUUCUCAUACUAACUACGAUUGCUGUAUAGGCCUCUAAUUUUGUUAGUUUGCUCCUAGUUUGCUCCAGUGUUUGGAUGUUGCAAUGAGGAAGAUGUGGGCUGGAAGCAGCAAAUGUAAAUUUUUGUAACUCCACAUCAGACUUCUCAGCUGACUGUGGACAAGGCAUUUGGUGGAUUCUUGGGUAGUGAAGUGCACACUGUAGAAACCACUAUCAACAAGAAUCUACCACAUGAUUGCUGGAGGUUUUACCACUGAUGUUAUA